Molecule: messenger RNA, 819 nt
Organism: Puccinia triticina
Lineage: Eukaryota; Fungi; Basidiomycota; Pucciniomycetes; Pucciniales; Pucciniaceae
Exons: 4
Coding region: 1-819 (272 amino acids)
Source: RefSeq, a predicted model, not a curated record
AUGGAAGGCAGCACGGCAGUAGGCACCGACCAGACUCCAACCACGACAGAGCAAGAUGAAGAACUCGAAGGAGGAACCCACCAAACUCAAGAACCACCCGCAAAGAAGCCGAAGAAGGCGUCCGGAUCAAAGACAGCCACCUCGACUGGGAAAGGGACGACAAAGAAGGUCGUUACACGGUUGACAUCCAAGAUCCCAGAGGAACAAGAAGAGUCCGGGCAGGAAGACCGAGAAGACAUCCAGGAAACCUUAGGAAACGAAUGGGCGGAGAUCGUUGGAGCCGUCAGAGAUCCAGACGAGGAAGAUACCGGGAUCACUAGGAAGGCCAGCAAAGGAAGACCCGGUUCGGCCAAAAACCCCAUUGCAACGGAUGGACACCCGAGAGCCGAACGAUCCCUCCAGGCACGCAUCCUUGAAAUGUACGACAGGGCGGAGGAAGCAGCGGAAUCAGGCGACCACGCCAAGGCGGAGAUCCUCCUGAAGAUCUGCGAAGGCCUAUGCCAUGUGGCCACCGGACCUGCUGGAGGCGCCCAUCCCCCCGGUAAAGAUUUAGGCGCAACAAGCCAAGUCCAAAAAGUCGGAUUUCUGAGUGCGAUUCCACCAAAGAAACCCAACUCAACUGUCCACAAUGCCAUGGAGGUGGAUACGACCGGUCAGAGUCAAAACCCAACCAAGGAAAACCCAAAGCCAUCCGAUGGCGCCAACCAGCAGACCCAAAGGCAGGGAGGAUACAAAGGAAACCGCUUCAACCCGCGCCACAACAAGCGCGAGCGGGACGGCGGCGGAGGAGGGUCAUACAGGAAAGACCACAACCAUUAG